Molecule: messenger RNA, 923 nt
Organism: Prosopis cineraria
Lineage: Eukaryota; Viridiplantae; Streptophyta; Magnoliopsida; Fabales; Fabaceae
Exons: 2
Coding region: 157-837 (226 amino acids)
Source: RefSeq, a predicted model, not a curated record
UACUCUUUCUUGAAAUCAGUGAUCGCCUUCUUCCAAUACGUACUAAGACCCCAUUUUCCAGUCUAGCUUCGCUGCGCUAACUGUAAUCUGUAUUCACCACUUUCUAGAUCUCGGAACAGAUCUACUUUCUCAUCAGAAUUACGUCAGACUUCAGCCAUGGCCGCCGCCACUCUCGCGAAUUUGAAGUUCUCAUUGGUGCUGGUGCUGAUCCUCCUCGUCGCAUCGGUUUCAAGCUUCGCGAAAGUUCCUCCGACGUGCAAGCGCAUCGAGUGCCCUUCCUACGAUGUGAUUCACAUCGGCGACGGCUACGAAAUCCGCCACUAUAAUUUCACUUUCUGGGCUUCCGUCUACCCAUUUCAAGACAUUUCUUUUGCUAAAGCCACCAAAGCUGCAUUCACCAGGUUAUUUGAUUAUAUCCAAGGAAAGAAUGACAAGAAGGAAAAAAUUGAGAUGACAGCACCUGUGGUCACUGAAGUAGCACCUAUUAAUGAAACCUUAUAUGAGUCCUUAUUUGUGGUAAGUUUCUAUGUGCCAAAGAAGAACCAAGCAGACCCUCCUCUCGCAAAAGAUCUCGUCGUGGGAAGAUCGAACCCUGUGUAUGCAGCAGUGAGGCAGUUCAGUGGGUUUGUAAGAGAUUCUAAUGUUGGGGAGGAAGUUGCAGCCUUGAAGGCCAGUAUUGCAGGCACUAAGUGGUCUUCUGUCAUUGAAAAGAGCCACAGAGGUGGAUAUGGUUCUGUUUAUUGUGUUGCUCAGUACAAUGCCCCUUUUGAGUAUGAUGAUAGGGUGAAUGAGAUUUGGUUCUUGUUUGAUAUGGAGAAUGGAAGGCAUUCUACUUGAAGUUAAUGGGGGAGAAAUAAAGAGCUUGUUUGAUUCUAUUUUUGUUUUGUUGUUUGAAAGAUCAAGGACUCGUUGUCGUUUGAUUC